UUCGAUCACACAAGCAAAAAAACUCAAUCACCAUGGGCUGUGGCGGCAGUAAACUCAGUGCGGACUUGCUCCCCGGUGGCUCGCAGCACCAGACGCGGUUGCUGUACCGCAAUACGUGGCGUGUGGACGCUGCUAACCGCAUCUUCGGCGCCUGCUACGACGGCAACACCGUUGUGAUUAUCAAUCCGGGCCGUAGUCCCGUGAAGCCCUACAUUCGCGUACCCGAAGGUACCUACGCUCUCGUACAGCAUCAAGGACGUGACGUGGACUACGUCAAGCCUGACGGUAGUCGCACACCCGUGUGGCCUCCGGGUAUGCACUUCGCGUCGGUCUUCACCAAGGUGGCCCACCUCGUCACCAAGCAGUACAUUGUGUUCGACACGCCCGUUAAGGGCUGCAAGACCGCAGACAACGUGACCGUCGGCAUCGACAUGUGUCUGAUCCUCCGAAUCAUGGGGGACGAGUCCAAGGGCGAGGACCCCGAACUUGUUCGGCGCUUCGUGUACGAAUUAGGCCCCAACGGACUCGAAGUGCAGUUGCGAGCUGCACAAGACGAAGCUGUACGAGCGUUGGCUCGCAGUGUCGAGCACACAGAAGUGUACCAGCUUCGCGACGGCACUAUGCGCGAGCGAUUCAAGACUGGGGCGCUUAAUUUCCGCACGAACCGACCCGUUAACGACGAGUUCCACUCGCCCAAGAUGAAGGAAACUGGUGACAAUCCACCCGAAGACAAAGUGAUGUAUUGCGUCACUGAAGACAUAAAACGGAGCUUGAACGAUCAGUUCAACACGUACGGCGUGCAGAUCACCAGUGUUGCAAUCACCAACGUCACUCUUCCCCCCGAGUUCCAGAGGCAGAUGGAGAGCCGCACGACGCAUCUAAGUGCCAUCAAGGAGCAGAACAUGAAGCAGAUGAGUGACAUGCAAAUGCUGCAGUACAAGGAGGAGAUUGACACGACCAAACUUAAGCGCAGAAUGAUGUUCAUGGAGGAGGAACAGACGGGCAAAGCCAAAUGUGCCGAGAUCCGCAAGGGGAUCGAUCUCAUCAACGCGCAGACGAAACUCGCAGACGAAGAGAUCAACCAGAAGACGGCUGUUAUCUGCAAUAACCGAGACGUCGAAGCAGCCCUGAAAAUCGCUGAGAUUGAGGCCGAGACUGUUCGUAUCGCAGCGGAGAUCAACGCCCACUGUGAUGCCGAUAUCGGUCUCAUUAACGCGGAGAAGGCAGCACUGCAAAUGCAGCUGGAGGCAACAACCGAAGAGGUUCGUGUGGCCUCCGAGUCGAAGGCAGCGGAGAUCGUCGCUCGCGCUGAAGGAGCUGCUGUGAAAAAACUGGAGAAGUACCGAGAACAUGUGAUCGAAAUGAAGAAGCUGGAUAUGCUCGGCUCGCUCGCUAAGAACAAGAAGACUGUGGUGUCAGGUGACACGUCCAACAGUCUUUUGUCGGAGGUCCUGGUGGCAAAUCGUCAAGGCAACGUAAUGCUCAACAUCGACGGAGUGAUGAGUAAGGCAGGCGGUGGUGGCUUCGUCUAACCACAGGAUUGAUGAGAUUAACAGCUGAGUUGAUCAUCAACUCUACCGAAUGAAGGUAGACGCCGACCUAUUGGUGCACAAUUUUUUUUACAUCUUAGUGCCAUUUAUAAUAGUAAACAAGCAGCCACUCUA
This is a messenger RNA of Phytophthora infestans T30-4, 1664 nucleotides long. RefSeq lists its product as uncharacterized. The record is from RefSeq and is a predicted model, not a curated record. The coding region runs from base 33 to 1532 and encodes 499 amino acids. The transcript has a single exon. Lineage: Eukaryota; Oomycota; Peronosporomycetes; Peronosporales; Peronosporaceae.